Lathyrus oleraceus (garden pea) is the source of this 1706-nucleotide messenger RNA. RefSeq names its product transcription factor SRM1. The record is from RefSeq and is a predicted model, not a curated record. The coding region runs from base 479 to 1372 and encodes 297 amino acids. Gene Ontology annotation, molecular function: DNA binding. The transcript has 3 exons. Lineage: Eukaryota; Viridiplantae; Streptophyta; Magnoliopsida; Fabales; Fabaceae.
CAGAAAAAGGAGAGAGACAUGUCAGAAGAACAGUCCAGUGUAUAUAAACACAAAACACACAACUUUCUUUUGACUCUUUUGUGUUUAUGCUACAGUCCUCAAAACCCAAUGAAGCAAGAAGAACAAUGAUAAAGGUCUGGAAUUCACAAGUGUCCACCUUUAUUGAUUUCUGAAGCAAACCCAUCUUUGAAACUUUCUUGAUUUUCAUUGGUAUUCAACUCUGUUCACCUCAGAGAUUUCAGUUUAGUCUGAACCUUAUAGUACAACAAAUCUUCUCCCACAGUUUUGCAUACCACCAAAGUUAAUACUAUUGGCAGAGUCACCACCAAAGAAACAAUCUAGAUCCGGAAUUAUCUCAUAAAUCAAACCAGGGAGUUUGUGUUUCGGUGUGGUGUAUACGAUGUGCUUAACCUAGAUUUAGAGCUAUUAGGUUGAAACUUGAAAUUUGGAACCUUUUUUUCUCUUUUUCGACAAGACUAUGACUAUGGAUGAUGUGGAUAGUAGCUCUGAGUGGAGCAGAGAGCAAGAUAAAGCGUUUGAAAAUGCUUUGGCUACUUAUCCCGAGGACGCUUCAGAUCGAUGGGAAAAGAUUGCGGCGGAUGUACCGGGGAAGACUAUGGAAGAAAUUACACAGCAUUAUGAGCUCUUGGUUGACGAUGUUGGCCAAAUUGAAGCUGGUUGUGUUCCGAUACCGUCGUAUAAUUCUUCUUCUGAGGGAUCAACGAGUCAUGCUAGCGAUGAAGGAGUUGGAGGGAAGAAGGGUGGCCAUAGUGGUCACAAUAACAACGAGUCUAACCAUGGAACUAAGGCUUCAAGAUCGGAUCAAGAACGGCGAAAGGGUAUUGCUUGGACUGAGGAAGAACACAGGUUAUUUCUUCUGGGCCUAGACAAGUACGGAAAAGGCGACUGGCGAAGUAUAUCAAGAAACUUUGUGGUAACCCGAACGCCAACACAAGUAGCAAGCCACGCCCAAAAAUACUUCAUCCGAUUGAACUCAAUGAACAAAGACAGAAGGCGAUCGAGCAUACAUGAUAUCACAAGUGUCAACAACGGAGACAUCUCAACGCCUCAAGGACCAAUCACCGGUCAAACAAACGGUUCCUCCGGAAAUUCCGCAAACAAAUCAGUCAAACAAGCCGUUCCGUCCACAGCCGGUAUACCAGGUGCUGGAAUAUACGCUGCCCCUUCCAUCGGACAACCUAUAGGAGGACCUUUAGUAUCUGCCGUCGGCACCCCGGUGAACCUUUCCGGAUCUCCACAUAUGGCAUACGGUAUUCGAGCACCGGUUCCCGGUACCGUUGUUCCCGGUGCACCUAUGAACAUGGUCCCUAUGACAUACCCUAUGCCUCAUACUUCUGGUCCUCACAGGUGAAGUGCUUUUAGAAACCUUAAUGUACAAAAAAGUUAGAAGACUAGAUUGGCUUCUGCAGUUGAUGUAAUUUUUUCUUUUUGCUAGACAAAAUUGCUUUUUGAUUUAUUAGCAUGCAUGCAUGAAUUUUAUUCUUAUUCAGUUAUUUCAAAAAUAAACCAUAGCAGGAAGAAAUUGAAUGUAUGUUUCAGUAUAGGUUGCCAUGAAAUGUGACCACUUUGUGACAUAGGAGUAAGGUUGUUUUGUAGACAUUUGAAUUGCUAUUUUGCUAAACAUUGUUGUUGCAGAGGAUGAAGGUUUUGUGGAUUUUUAAAUAGUGUAAAUUAUUGUUGAAUAA